Ciona intestinalis (vase tunicate) is the source of this 1428-nucleotide messenger RNA. Its product is annotated as cathepsin B. The record is from RefSeq and is a predicted model, not a curated record. Gene Ontology annotation, biological process: proteolysis. NCBI's taxonomy places the organism in Eukaryota, Metazoa, Chordata, Ascidiacea, Phlebobranchia, Cionidae. Gene Ontology annotation, molecular function: cysteine-type peptidase activity.
GUGACUUUGUUAAUGAUGUCACGAGUGCACGAACAUAACAAAGCAAAGUUGCAGCGUUCGCUCAGUUUGCUUUUACUGAUUGAUAAUACUUUUUCAGUUCUUAACAUGAAGCUUUUAGUUCUUUUAAGUGCAUUUGUUUUAUCUGAAUGUUACGUUAUUUCCAAAGAAGACAAUUUCAAUGCAAUUGUUAAAACUGUAAAUAAAGCAAAUACAACUUGGAAGGCUUCCCUAAACUUUGAUCCAACUUAUUAUGUUCCUGAAGAUCUGAAAUUGUUAUGUGGGGUAAAGGAAGAUAAGCAUGGAUAUUCCAAACUUGAAACCAGCUACCACAAUUUGGAAGGAAUUAAAAUUCCAAACCAGUUUGAUUCAAGAAAGCAGUGGCCCCAUUGUCCCUCUAUAUCUUAUAUACGAGAUCAGGGCUCAUGUGGUUCAUGUUGGGCAUUUGGAGCAGUUGAAGCAAUGUCAGAUCGUUAUUGUAUUCGUAGUAAUGGAAAAAUUCAAGUUGAAAUAUCUGCAGAGGAUUUAUUGAGUUGUUGUGGUUUUGAGUGUGGUGAUGGAUGUAAUGGGGGAUUUCCUGGAAGUGCUUGGAAAUACUGGAACAGUGACGGUUUAGUUACUGGUGGUUUAUAUGGAAGUAAGACAGGCUGUUUGCCGUACCAGAUCAAACCAUGUGAACAUCAUGUCCCUGGUGAUCGGCCAAAGUGUUCAGAAGGUGGAGGCACUCCCAGCUGUGUUUCAAAAUGUAAAGGCAACACAACUAUCCAUUAUAACCAGGAUAAACAUUAUGGCCUCUCAUCUUAUGCGGUGGGGUCUGAUCCAACUCAGAUCCAAACAGAGAUAAUGACACAUGGACCAGUAGAAGGGGCAUUUACUGUAUAUGCUGACUUUCCUACUUAUAAAUCUGGUGUUUACAAACAUGUAACUGGUGGUGUUCUUGGUGGACAUGCGAUUAGAAUACUUGGAUGGGGCAGUGAGAAUGGUGUAGCAUACUGGUUGGUUGCUAACAGCUGGAACACUGACUGGGGAGACAAAGGAUAUUUUAAAAUUUUAAGAGGAUCCGAUGAAUGUGGGAUUGAAUCAUCAGUGGUGGCUGGAAUUCCUCAAAUAUGAUCAAAGAGAUUAACUAUACAAAAUUAUUUGUAAAUUCCUUAAAUAUAUGAACUUUGCAUUUAUAGUUACCAAUAUAAAACAAUUUUGUAUACAUGAUCACUGAUUUACAUUUAUUCCUGUAACAUUUUCAUUACGAAUGACAACAUACAAUAAAAUAAUAUUAAAUAUAUGUAAGCUUCAAUGAUCACCACACCCAUCCCAUCAAAUUUGCAUUUAUAGUUACCAAUAUAAACAAUUUUGUAUACAUGAUCACUGAUUUACAUUUAUUCCUGUAACAUUUUCAAUACGAAUGACAACAUACAAUAAAAUAAUAUUAAA